UGCCCAUAUCACGUCUCGAUACAUUAAUGCCCAGAUCCUGUUUUCCUUAGUGAGACCAAAUCAUACAAUUAACAUUGCCUUCUUGAAGAGGUGGCUGUCGCUUAUUCCUUGAAUUAAACGUAUAGUAUCUCCUCAGUCGUUGCCUUUGUAUUUAUUAUACAGAAAAAAAAACCCAAUAAAGAGAAAACAAACAAAUCUAACUCUAUUUAGUGAGAUCGAGCCCAUAUAAUUAGGGCCUUAAUUAUGCAAGAUGAGCAUAAGAAAUUGGGGUUAGAUAGUUUUUGUGCCAACGAUGAGUCAACUGCCCAUGCUUUCCGCCGUCCUCUGCUUCAUCGUCGUUGCAGCAGCAACCGCCGCCGAUGAGGCCUUCGUCUACAAUGGAUUCGUAGGGGCGAACCUGAGCCUCAACGGUUUUGCGGAGAUCACCGGCGACGGACUCAUCAAGCUCACCAACGACACAGAACAAGCCCAAGGACACGCUUUUCACCCGCUUCCUCUCCGUUUCAAGGACUCCGCUACCGGCGCGCCUCGCUCCUUUUCGGCCACCUUCGUGUUCGCCAUCGUGCCGGAGCACUCUGAUGUGAGCGGCCAUGGCAUUGCUUUCGCUAUCGCUCCGUCCGUCGGUAUUCAAGGCUCCAUGCCCAGUCAACACCUCGGCCUCUUCAACGUCUCCAACAUCGGCAGCCCCAGCAACCACAUCGUGGCCGUCGAGUUCGACACCGUCAUGUCCGUGGAGUUCUACGACAUCAACAACAACCACGUCGGGAUCGACGUCAACACCUUGGUGUCGGCGAACUCCUCGCCGGUGGCCUAUUUCGAAUCCGGCGUCCCCAAGAACCUCACGCUGAUAAGCGGCGACCCGAUGCAGGUGUGGGUCGACUUCGAUGGCCACGACCUGCUGCUCCAAGUCGUGGUGGCUCCUCUCUCUGUUUCCAAACCAGAGAUUCCCAUCGUUUCCUCAAAGAUCAAUCUUUCCUCCAUCGUCUUGGAUGAGAUGUUCGUGGGCUUCUCUGCCUCCACCGGCGCCGCCACAGGAUCCCACUACAUUCUCGGAUGGAGUUUUAACCUCAACGGAGAUGCGCAACCACUCAACAUCUCAAAGCUUCCUCCAGUUCCUCUUCCCAGAAGCCAAAAGAAGAAAUCCGAUGUCCUGGCGAUUAGCCUUCCUCUAGCUACUGUAAUCCUCUCAUCGAUCUGCAUAACAGCGAUGAUUUUCAUCGCUAUAAGGAGGAGGAAAUUUGCAGAGUUAUUAGAGGAUUGGGAGCUGGAGUACGGACCGCACAGGUUCUCAUACAAAGAUUUGUACCGAGCGACCAGAGGCUUCAACGAGGCGAACCUCCUCGGCGCCGGCGGCUUCGGCCGGGUUUACAGAGGUGUGCUACCGUCGUCAAAGGUCGAGGUCGCGGUGAAGAGGGUCACCCACGAAUCGAAGCAGGGGAUUAAGGAGUUCAUCUCGGAGGUCGUGAGCAUGGGCAAGCUGAAGCACCGGAACCUGGUGCAGCUCCUCGGCUACUGCCGACGGCAGGGGGAGUUGCUCCUGGUCUACGAUUAUAUGCCCAAUAGAAGCCUGGAUAAGUUCAUCUUCUACAAGGACCGACCGCGGCUGGAUUGGUCGCAGAGGUUCCGCGUCGUCAAAGGCGUGGCGGCGGGGCUUUAUUACUUGCACGAUGGAUGGGAGCAAGUGGUGAUUCACAGGGAUAUCAAGGCCAGCAACGUGCUGCUCGACGGGGAGUUUAAUGGGAAGCUGGGGGACUUUGGGCUCGCGAGGCUGUACGACCACGGGGAAAAUCCGCACACCACGCACAUCGUGGGGACCUUGGGGUACCUUGCGCCGGAGCUGAGCAAGACGGGGAAGGCGACGAAGGAGACGGAUGUGUACGCCUUCGGAGCCUUCCUGCUGGAGGUCGCCUGCGGGAGGAGGCCGCUGGAGGUGAAGGGGUCGGCGGACUCUCCGGGACUGGUGGAGUUCGCGCUCGAGUGCUGGAAGAAGAAGGCCCUUCUGGAGGCGAGGGACGCGGAUUUGGGGGAGGAAUUGGCGGCGGAGGCGGAGGAGGAGGUGGAGGCCGUGCUCAAGCUCGGGCUGCUCUGCUCGCACCCUGAUCCUAUGGCCAGGCCGACCAUGAAGCAGGUGGUGCAGUUCUUAGAAGGCGACGCUUCCUUGCCGAGCAUGUUGCCGGAGGGAUUGAUCGACGGUGUGGCCACGCUGAAGUAUGACGAGUCCUUCGACGAUUUCCUCAAGCUCUAUCCGUCCUCUUCACAUGCUGAAGCACUUCUACAGCAGUCGUCGCCAUUAUUUUCUGGCGGUGGCUGAACGAUUGCAGCUUUUCAGUGACACUCGGUACGGGAUGAACAGGAGCUGUAUACAUAUUAACCAGGCAGAUACUCCAUGGUCGAGUUUUCAGAGGUUUAAGAAAUAGCGCCUUAAAGUUGUGUAACUGUCACACUGAAAUAAAAACAUUCAGCAACGAACAUAUCGUUUGUUCAAAAUCCUUGAGGACACUUCAGAAGUCUUUAUGAUCCCUCAAACCUCACCUUCGCCUACAAACGUCAUUUUGGUCAUUGGUUGCCUGCGGUUGUGGUUGGAAUUAAUGCGCUUAUCAAGAAUUUAAAGAGAAUAACAAUUCUCAACCACAUUGGAAAAAUAAAUGGUUUGACAAUUUCAAAGAAAGUUGAAUACAAUUGAUUGGGCGAUAAAUUUUAGAAGAUUGGAUUAAAGUCAAAGAUGACUAUUUAUGGGAGCAUUGAAAAUAUCCAAUGUAAUUUAAUAGCGUUUAUGAUUUAAUUGAUGUAACAAGUUCUCUCCUAAAGUCUUCUUUUAUUUCGUUUUUCUUGUUAUUCUAUAAAAUAUAUGUAACUCA
Molecule: messenger RNA, 2858 nt
Organism: Zingiber officinale
Lineage: Eukaryota; Viridiplantae; Streptophyta; Magnoliopsida; Zingiberales; Zingiberaceae
Product: L-type lectin-domain containing receptor kinase SIT2-like
Exons: 2
Coding region: 293-2311 (672 amino acids)
Biological process (GO): protein phosphorylation
Cellular component (GO): plasma membrane
Molecular function (GO): carbohydrate binding; protein kinase activity; ATP binding
Source: RefSeq, a predicted model, not a curated record